Messenger RNA from Pogoniulus pusillus (Red-fronted tinkerbird), 3104 nucleotides. RefSeq names its product zinc finger protein 346 (gene ZNF346). Gene Ontology annotation, molecular function: zinc ion binding; double-stranded RNA binding. NCBI's taxonomy places the organism in Eukaryota, Metazoa, Chordata, Aves, Piciformes, Lybiidae. The coding region runs from base 51 to 902 and encodes 283 amino acids. The record is from RefSeq and is a predicted model, not a curated record. The transcript is spliced from 7 exons.
CGUGAGCGGCGCUCGCGAGAACGGCGGAGCGCGGGGCGGGGCUGGCGGCGAUGGCGGACGCGGCCGGUAGCAACGGGGACGCCGCUGGGCUGCCGGUGGGCAAGGAGGCAGUGGACCGCCUGAUCCGGGAGAACGGGCACAUCUUCACCGAGGCCCAGUGCAAGGUGUGCAGCGCCCUGCUCAUCUCCGAGUCCCAGAGGCUGGCCCACUACCAGAGCAAGAAGCACGCCAACAAGGUGAGGCGGUACCUGUCCAUCCACGGCGGAGAGGAGCUCGCCCACGGGAAGAAGAUGAAGCUGGAUGUGAAGCAGGACAGCAAGCAGGAAGGCAGCAAUGGGGAAGACAGGAACAAGUGUUGUCCCAUCUGCAACAUGACCUUUUCCUCUCCAGCUGUGGCAACAUCUCACUACUUGGGCAAGACCCAUGCUAAGAACAUGAAGCAGCAGUCCUCCAAAGUGGAAGAACCAGUGCCCCCACAGAAGCAUCCUGCCACCCUCUCCACCUCUACUGUGUCCUCUAAUGAAGAGAACAAAGACAUUACUGAUCCGGACAAGUUCUGUACCCUCUGCCAUGCCACUUUCAACAAUCCCCUUAUGGCAAAACAACAUUAUGUAGGCAAGAAGCACAGAAAGCAAGAGACCAAACACAAGCUGAUGGCACACUAUGGUCGAACCCCUGAUGCACCAGCAGCGUCCUUCAUGGCUGGGAAGGGGUACCCCUGCAGCACAUGUAACAUAGUGCUGAACUCCAUAGAGCAGUACCAAGCUCACAUCAGUGGCUUCAAACACAAGAAUCAGAUGCCAGGAGCAGUGCCAGUUGUUGGAUCAUUCCCACCACAGCAGUAUGUCCGGGAAGAAUCAACUGCCCCAGGAGGCUACAGUUAUUUCAGCCAAGACUUCUAGAGCAAGAGUUGCAGCACCGUUCUUGGAGUUGUUGGUGGCCCAAGAACACACAUCCUUUGCCAGCCCACAACGGUUUCAUUAUCCCUCUGGAUAAGCAAAGCCCUGCCCUCCUGUAUGCACCCGUUGAGCAGGAUGGAGACUGAAUCUAUCAGAAAAAGGAUCCAGCUGGAAGAGACUUGCUAGACAGCAAAUAUUUCACUCCCUUAGAGUAGUUCUCAUUGUGUAAUUGCUUUCUGUGAAGGUGGGUGCAGUGUGAGAGGAGGUGUGUAUCUGGUAUAGGGAAGAUUUGGCAACAAGCUGGUAGUGGCCACCUCCUCCCUCACCAGAGCAAAGAAUGGAUUCCUGAACCUGGAGAGCCAGCAUCCCAUGCUCAGAGCUGGCUUUUACUGGAGGAGAGCUCCUAGAUCAAAACAGGUAGUGCUUAUGUGGGACACAGUGCAGGUUGUCUAGCUUUGUACAGGCCAGAGAAUAGGAAAUAACCAGCGUGACCUCUCCUUCCAUGCCUCCCCUAGUCAGGUUUGUGUGCAGAAUUGCUUCUGGUUGUUUGGGUCUAACAAGUGCAAACUGCUUUUGGUGAGAGUGGAGGGCUGUGAGAAGGGUUUGAGUUCCUGGCUCUCCAGACAGCUCAUCCUUCUGAAGAUUUCUGUGUGGAAGGAAAUAACUGUUCAGCCUGGUUUCCUAUGGAAACAGGUGUACAUGAUCAUUCACCAUGUGUGUCUUUACCCUCUGUGACUUAAACCAAUCUCAGACAAACUUGGCAGCAGUAGAGACCUCCGAGGUCUGCAUCUUGAUCUGCAGAGGAAAGUAGAGCAAGGGUGAGGUCAUCCCUAAUUCUGUUGGGAUCUGCAUGGAAGUACAGCAUUUUCCCUACUGCCACCAAAAUACUCUGGGGAAGGAGGGUUUUAAGGGAAAAGAAAUAAAUUUAGAUGCAGCAGAAAACUGUAGUGUAACUUGCUGAAAUCGUUAGCUGCUCGUUAGCUAUAAAUCUUUGGAAAUCUGCCUUCAUUAGUGCUUCAUUAGACACUACUUGCCCAACCCCUCUCUUCGAAGUUCUCACACGUUUGUAUCAUCCUGGAGAAGGGUUGUUCUGUGUUUCAAGCCUAGGAAUUAAGAUUGAUGGUCUCUUCGUGGUGCUAAUGUACUAGAUCUGUUACAAGAGGACCCGGAAGGAAGGGCAGGCAUCUGCUGUGCAUUGUGGAUGAGCUCUUUAGAUGUUUUGCCUUAAGCUAAGGCAUUGCCUGUUCUCUGCUAGCCCACUGCAAGAGCCGUGUGCCUUGGGUUGGCAUCCAUUGUGUUUGGUGCCAUUGCUCUGAGUUGAGCAUCCCAGGGCUUUGUCUCAGCAUCCGUGCCUCUGUGGAGCCAAGAACUUGCUAGUCCGUGGCAAACAUCCUGCUGCUUUUCUUCCAAGAGGCAGAAGGACACAAAUGUGGCCCCUCUGAGAACUUCCCUGGCCAAUGGGGCUGGUAGGAGCGUGGGUGACAGCUGUGGGCACACCACACUGCCAAGGUGGACUGAGCCAAGUUGCUGCCUCUCCAUGUGUUGGCCCAGCAGCUGCUGGAGGGCAGUCUCGGGCCCUUGACCCCCAGCGUUGUGUGCCAGUGGAGCAGCUGACGCCUUCACAGGACUGAGAGCUGGGCUGUAGAGGCACUUCCAUAAUCCAGUGUGUGCACUGGUCAGGUUAUGUAAGGAGAGAGGGAGCUGGUUGCUAAUCUCAGUGCUUGGGGUGAGUGCCUUUCCUUCCCCGCCCUAGGCUGUGCAUGAGCUGUUUUUCAUCACCCUGUACAGAAUCUGCCAUCUUCCCUUAGGACAGGCUCCUGCUGGUCUGGGUUUGCCUUCCUAGUGUUUUCCAGCCUUGUUCCACUACUGAGGUCUAAUUGUAGACUCCCUCUGCAGCAGGAGAAUUCUUAAACCUUGCGAGCCAAUCAAUAACCAGAAAGUUGGGAAACUGAAGGAAGCAUUGUGUGCCUGGUAGCCCUGGAUGGCCUCCAACUCCGAUCUCUGCUGCCUAGCUCUUGUCCUGUACCAGGGCAGAUGCUGGCUAGAUGUGCUGCACAUCGACACCAGAGAGGGAUCCAUUUCCAGCACUGCCCAGUCCAGUCAUGCCUGUCUGUGUACUGACAGUUCUGCCUUCCCCUGUACACAGUGUUUGUGUAUCUGCUGUUCCCCUAAGGUGAAGCUCUCCAAAUAGAGUGUUUAUUACUA